Molecule: messenger RNA, 2391 nt
Organism: Darwinula stevensoni
Lineage: Eukaryota; Metazoa; Arthropoda; Ostracoda; Podocopida; Darwinulidae
Source: the annotation of a GenBank genome assembly
AUGAAGGAUAAACUGGACGUAGAUAGAGUUCCAGGCAUGCUCAUUGCGAAGGGAAUACUCGGGCCAGAGUGGAGAGACAGCGUAGAAAAUCCGAAGGGGAGAGUUCAAGAAAGGGAGGCCAUCCUUUCAAUUGUUCGCCAGAAAGGUCCGAAUGGGAUCAGGACCUUUAUGGACGUCCUAGAAGAAGUCGGGCAAUUAUAUCUCAUGGAUGCGCCAGAUGCGGGAGGAAUACGCCUUCUCAAAGCUGCGAUCUUUGCACCGUGGAGAUGCAUCCGAAAGGGAUAUUGCCCGGUAGCGUCAUCAGACCAGAAACGGAUCUCUCAAGACGGCUCUUGGAAAAUUAUCGUGCUUUUCUGUGUUUGCUUCUUCAUUGUUUUCGGUGGAGUGUUGGCCAUCGUCUUUCUGCUAGGCGAAGUCUUCUACUGCAGAAUCAUAAAAAAAUGGGAGAUUUUGGGGUUCACUUUGGAAGAGACAGGAAGUGCGUCCAUGUCACCAAAUGUGAAGCAGGAGAAAAGAGAGGAAAUAGAGAGAGAGGAAGAGGCAGAAGGAAGACGCAAUGAGGAAAAUAUGGACAUGGCUGCAACAUUUGCGGCAACCUCAGAGCCUUCCACACCAAUUAACCACAUAGAUCUAGAGGUCACUAACAAGAUGAAGCUGAUACAGGAAGUAGAGAAAACGUUGGAGAAAUGGCAUGAGUGUAUAGGCGAUGCAAGGACAAAGAAAAAGACAGCGAAAGAAACAUCGAGAAAUGACAGGGAGAGAUCAGAGUACUGGCGAACGGAAGCAGUGAGAACACAGUCAGCAGCUGCACGGGAGAUGGCAGUUUAUUACGCAGAUGCCGCGACUGCCUGGUUCUCCGUAAUAGAAAAGUGGGAAGCAGUGAUGGCGAAGUGUCGUGAAGCACUUUUGGAGGCCAAUAAAGAUGUUGAAAAGGGGGAGAGUCCGCAAACCCGCUUAAGUAACAUUGCAAUUAGGGCCAACGAUGUGAAGGAAGUCUGGAUUGCGGCACUGGGCGCCACAAGUGAGGCAAAGGAAAAGUCAAGUAAGGCAGUGAAGGAGGAGAAAAUGAUCUCAGGCGAUGCAAGGACAAAGAAAAAGACAGCGGAAGAAACAUCGAGAAAUGACAGGGAGAGAUCAGAGUACUGGCGAACGGAAGCAGUGAGAACACAGUCAGCAGCUGCACGGGAGAUGGCAGUUUAUUACGCAGAUGCCGCGACUGCCUGGUUCUCCGUAAUAGAAAAGUGGGAAGCAGUGAUGGCGAAGUGUCGUGAAGCACUUUUGGAGGCCAAUAAAGAUGUUGAAAAGGGGGAGAGUCCGCAAACCCGCUUAAGUAACAUUGCAAUUAGGGCCAACGAUGUGAAGGAAGUCUGGAUUGCGGCACUGGGCGCCACAAGUGAGGCAAAGGAAAAGUCAAGUAAGGCAGUGAAGGAGGAGAAAAUGAUCUCAGGUUAUCGGCCAGUAGCUCCUAAGAACUGGGAAACGGUGCCACAAGCAGAUGAAACAUUGGAAAACAGUUGGAACAUCUCACAGAGUGAUAGUAGACUCGUGUUGCUAAUUAUCGUCUUCGUUCUUGGCGCACCCCUACUUCAAAUAUACAGAGGCAGUCAAACAACAGCAGAUAAUGAUGUCAAUACAAGCCAAGAAGAGAAGAUUCCCCAGUCAUCAAAAAAUGAAGCAAUUCAUCCUGAUCAGUGGAAAAUAACUGAAUCGCACUUGGAUAAUCAGGAGUUAUCGACUUUGACACCGCCCGGAAACGAGGAAAUUUUGGGGCGAAGUGUGAUUGAGACAGGAGGCGAGUCUCAGUCACCGAACAAAAAGGAGGAGGAAAUCGUGGUGCAGGGGAAAGAGGAUGACGCAGAAGCAGAAACAAAGAAAGACAUUGCAGCAACAAUUGAGGCAGCUUCAAAUUUGUCACAACAAACCAAUUAUGCAGAUUCAGAUGUCUCUAAUAAUAAAAACCUAAUAAGGGAAAUGGAAAAACUGUUGGAAAAGUGGCAAGUAUGCGUAGGGGAUGCAUCGACCAAUAAAACAGAGGCAGACGAAACAUUCAGGAUAGAGACGGAGAGAGCGGUUUAUUGGCGAACGGAAGCGAUGCGAACUGAAUCAGUGGCUGCGAAGGCUGUGGCACUUUUUUUCGAGGAUGCGGCGGCUGCUUGGCGCGACGCAGCGGAGAAGUGGGAAGCUGUGAUGAAGGAAUGUCACAAAUCCCUAGUUGAGUCCGACACAGAUGUGAAGGAGGUGGGCCUCGAAAACCGCUUGAAUGGGCUUGUCUCAAGGGCGAACAAUGUAACACGAUUCUGGAUUGAAGCACUGGAUUCCAAGAUUGCAGCAGAGUUAAAAUCGAAGAAGGCCGUGGAUGAAGAAAAAACCAUGUCAGUUGAGGGAUCGUAG